Molecule: messenger RNA, 14266 nt
Organism: Porites evermanni
Lineage: Eukaryota; Metazoa; Cnidaria; Anthozoa; Scleractinia; Poritidae
Source: the annotation of a GenBank genome assembly
AGUGGGUUCGUGCGUUAGCAUGGCGAGUCGUCGCCAGCAAGGCAAGAAACAUAAUUUUGUCCCAAAGCCAAAAGAGAUUACGCUGAGCAUUUACAUCUGGACAGAUCGCUAUCCAACUAAAGGAGAAAGGCGAACACUACUCGAAGACUUUAACAACCUUCUUGAAGCUCACAAAUACCACGUUAAGGAAGUGGGUGAGCCUUCGGACAUUGGUCUUAAUGCCCGCAACAUCAAAAUCAGUUUAAAGACAACAGAACACCGGACGAAGUUCAAGUUUUUCAAGAAGCUCAGGGAAGACUGGUCUUCCUCAAUUUGUAAACUCGGAGAGCCCUUUUGGCUAGAGUCAGCGGAAACAUCCCGUGAAACGUUCAAAUACAAAUUUGAUGAUACAAGGCAAGUCCUACAAGCCUCUUUCUUCAGCUUUGGCAAUUUUCUCGACCGCGGAACAUACAUACAGCACUGGUCCAGCGAAGAAAAUGACAGCCUCAUCGAAAACGGAAAUAUUCAAGUCGAGUUUGAGCAUGAUACCAAACUCCUCUCUCUUACUUAUUUCAAGAACGGCGCCCCGGAAGGUUUCAAAGAGGUCCGAAUUGAAAUGGAAUUCAGGCAGUUGGAAGAUUACAUUGUUGUAGACGAAAAAACUGCUCAGAGAAAUGUCAAGUUUUAUUUUCUGCUUCAGUGGCCGCCAAAAGUACUUCAAGGUAAAAAAUAAGAAAAUAAUAAAUAAACGAUUAAAACUGCAAAGACACAGAGAUCGUGGGUUUCAAGGAGUACUUAUAAUUUGAAACUGCACCGAUGUUCAAUCAAAAGCAAAUGAAUCAACAGUUUAAAAAAAAUGCUCAUAGUUUUUGUAUAACCUAACCUGAGAAAUACACAGCCGAAAGUUAGUGACGCCAACAAUCCCCCCACCCCCUCCAGCCUGAAAUGAGGUUCUGAAGAACGAGCGCAAAAGUUCCAUAUUGAUAACGGGUCACUACCCGACGUACUUGUUUACUAAAUUCAGUAAUAACGGAUCAUUGUUUUUAUAGAUUUGUAUAUAUUCCGUUAGUUUUAAUUUUUUCUUUUUUUUAUCAUUAUGAAUAAGAUGGUUUAAUAGUUGCUUUAGUUUUAAUUUUUUCCUUUUUUACUCAUUGUAAAGAUAAUAGGAUAUGGUUGUAAAUUUGUAAAUAUUUUUCAAUAAUGUUGUUUACAUGACUGUAAAGCGCCUUGAACAUAGGAUAAGAGCGCUAUAGAAAUAAAGUUAUUAUUAUUAUUAUUAUUAUUAUUAAUAUCAAGGUUGUGCUUCUCAUUGAUUGAAAAUGCACUCAUCUCACUUACCUUUAACACUUUGCAUGCUGUACAGCUUAUUUUUAUAGACCCUCUUUACUUUCUCCUUUGGCUUUUGUAACGCUCAGUACAAUUGUAUCACCCCUUGCUUGCUUACUUGCUUAUUUCGAGCGAACUCGAACUCCAUUAACUAACUUCAUCCAUUCCUUCCGGUUUCCCAUGAUGCUCUUCAGUUCAGCAAUGCUCAAACCAGUAUCAUUUCGCAGCUGGUCUACAGAUGUUGUUGCUGGUCUUCCUCUCUUUCUUGCGCCGUGGUUUGGUUCCCAGAGUAGUAGAUCACUUAUCACCUCAUCCUUUUUUCUCCAACAUUGUCCUAUAAACCGCAGCCUCCUGAUCAUCAGUGUAUCUGUAAUCUUAGGAAGGUUGCCGUACAGUUGUUUGUUGGUUUUAUGCUCCUUCCAGGAAACUCCAAUAACUGCUAUGAGCAUUCUUGUGUACGUACCAUCUAGUCUAUUCCUCAUCGUAUACUAAUGACAUAUAAUUUAUUAAAAUCAUCUUUGUUGUGCAGAGGUACAAGUCAAUAACCACACCAACUAUGACCGCCUUACCAGCUUCUUAGGAUGCAGACGAGAGGUCCUUGGUUCCAGUUCGGUAUUAUGCCUCAGCUUUCAGCUUCCUGGAGGAGGUGACGAGGAUGAAGUUGACUCCCCACUGGGACUCAUGGCUUGUCUUUCAAUCAGAGGUAAAAUAAUACCCUCAUUUCCAUGCAACUCUUGGCCUGUGACAAAGGUCUUCCCAUGCGGUAGAGGAAGCUUCUUUUAAAUCAUGAGCGGAAUGUACCUAACAUGUAUCCCAUAAACCUAUUUUAUUUAUUUAUUUAUUUUCACCGAUAAAUUCACAGGCGACUCGGAAGGAAAGAGUUCACUUUAGGUUCCCACAGGAGUCGAAACUUACGAUAUCUUAUUUACUCGUUAGAUGCCCCACCAUUGAGAUAUAAAAGAGUCGUGGGAGCUAAGAUCAUUUAAUUUUUGAUAGUUUUUCCUUUAGAAAUGAACAAGAUCGAGUUGGAACACUCUGUUGUACAAAGGAUCCGCCAUCAUUGUAGAUCUGUAAAUCGCUUUUAUGCUGAUUUGUGUUCCUUCUCUUAUUCGCUCCGAUUAUCUUCUUAUCGUCGUAUUAUAAUGAUUUAUUCUUUCUUUCUUUCUUUCCUGUUUCUUUCUUUCUUACUCGUUGGGACCCCGGUUCCGUUUGUUUGCCCCUUAUUAAGCCUGGUCCAAAAAGAUUUGGGAUCUUUACUUGAACCUUUCUAAAUCAAAUAAAUAAAUAAAUAAAUAAAUAAAAAAGUCGACCUCUUCUUAGAGUCCUUUCAACUAUUGUAUUAUUACGGCUUCUUAAAGUGAGGAAAGAAAAUCUGAAACAAAAAAUGGCGCGCUUAUGUGGUGAAAGCCUGUGGUUCUAGACCUGAGUGAUGUAAUAAGUGUCAUAUAUUUUAUCUACUAGGCUUUGCUAUGAAGUUUGGAGCUGUUCGUAGAAAAUCUCCUCGAGGUCCCACAGAAGAACCAAUGAAGCCUUCAUUUUCAGACUAUAAGAUCACGUACGCUUUGGAAUGCCUUCUGUCCAGGGGAUACAAAGUACGUGAUCGUAUUUCACGACGUUUUUACGAUCUGUUACGAAAGGCCACCGACAGAUACGAAUCACUUCUUGAUAAUAAACUUGUUUCCCCUGAAAGAGUUUGCAACGCGCUUUACAGAUUGGUAAGUUUUGCGGACAAUGAUCGCUUCAUCCCUCUUGAGCACCAUUUGGAAAGUUUAUUGUAUGGAGAAAUGAAGCAUUCUACAGCAUUUGAGUUCGAGCUUCCAAAGCAUUACGUUUACAUUCCGCGUCUCAUAGUAACCCCGACCCAAGAUUUCCUUGUGCUGCCAGAGUUAGUCGCAGAGAAUCGAGUAAUCAGAGACUACGAUCAUAAGCAGGCAAUGAGAAUUGCAUUUCGAGAAGAAGACUUUUCCAAGCUUGCAUCCACUUACCCAGAUGGCCUUGAACAAGUGUUACAAGAGCGCGUCAGAGAUCUCCUAUCGCACAAAAUUAAAAUUGGUGGUCGAGAAUUUGAGUUUUUGGCAUGCUCCAACAGCCAGUUACGCGACCACGGUGCGUGGCUGUAUGCAACUGACGGAGAUCAUACUGCCGCUCAGAUUAGACAAUCUCUAGGGCAAUUAAAUGAAAUCAGAUGCGUUGCGACAUAUGUGUCAAGAAUGGGCCAGUGCUUUUCCUCCACGAAAGAGGCCGUAACUGUGAGAAUUGAAGACGGGUGCAAGAUCGGAAUGAUACCAGAUAUAGAAGUAGAUUACCAAAAUGUGUUCUUCAAGUGUUGCAACAACUGGAGAUCUGGAACUUACACUUUCAGCGAUGGAGUUGGAAAAAUUAGCAAGGCUUUGGCCAGGAAUGUAAGAGACUAAAUUAUUUAUUGCCAUGUUAUUAUUUUACGAAGCCAAAAAUAAAAUAAAAAAACUAGUAAGGAGGAGGUCAUGUAAUCAUCCUUUCAAUUUUAUUCCGGCAUUUUACAGUUGUGCUAUGAUCAUGUACUGCUGACGUGGCGGGAUCAGGCCUGAAAUGACAUGGAUAUCUGCAUAAAUUCUUCACAUCAUACACAGCUUCAUUCAAUAUAUAGUAGUUAAGUAUUAACAUCAGAAGUUAGAUGAUCUAACAAAUCUACCAAAUCUUAUUGAAGCAAACGACGUAAUAUCAUACCCCUAAGUCUUUUAACAAAGCACACACUGCUCAGAAUGUGGCUGGAAAAUGUUCCGAAAAUGUACCGAAUAUGCAUGUUAAAGGAUCUCAAAGAACUUUUCGAUCUUCUUUAAGGUGUGUUCCUAUAUUCUUUGUAAUUUCCUGAAGAUUAUGGAAUGUUUCCAGCAAUUACUGUAUUACUUCGUUUUUUCCUUUCAGGUUGCAGACAGCCUUGAUCUGGACCCGAUUCCAUCGGCUUAUCAGAUUCGCUAUCAAGGUUGCAAGGGGAUGUUAGCAAUAGAUCCCAGUCUUCCAAAUGGUGACGUCAAAGAGAUACUGUUGUAUCGAAAGAGCAUGAACAAGUUUGUAUCAUCUCACUCUGCGCUAGAGAUCUGCGAGGCAACAAAACCAAGUGAGUUGGGCAAAUCUUGUUGUUAAGUUGUCUUUUUUUAAAAGUUAUUUGUAUGUUAAUUGUUUGUUUGUUUGUUUGUUUACACUUACAAUGAGUGGGAAAUGCAUCAUAUGAACUGGGGUUUAAGAUGGAUUUCUCUUUGCACUGCGCAUCUUUUACUGCGCAUAACAAGACGGCCGCCGUGAAAAAAGAGCAUCCAAAUUAACAUUAUUAAAAUGAAGUAACGUCAUUAGAAUUUUCGGUUGCGGUUGAUUCUUGCCGAUAUGAGACAAUGUGUUGGGAAUGUGCAUAACGUAAGCAGUACGCGUGUUGCUGAGUUCGACUUUAUCAGGGAGAACCUCGAUCGAUAGUGGACGUUAAUCGUGUACUAUCUCACUUCGAUUUUCAUUUAAGCACCAUCUUUAUCACAUUUCGUCCUGCCUGUGAUAUGUCGAUGUAAAUUCUGAAAAUAAAAAAACAGAUUAUUUGAUGCCUUCUCCCCCCUUCCACAUACAUGCCUUUUUGAAACCCGCCCCAGUCCUCUCUCAAUAAUCGGAGAAAAUGCAUGUGGUGCGCACUUUCUGCAUUUUAAGGAGAAUUGGCAUAAAUCUAUGUUCAGUUUUUUGGCAAUUUUACUAAAUUGUACGGAUUGGGCUAUCACGAGUCUAAUAGCGCGUGUACAAAUUAAGUCUACUUUAGAGCGUAAAGUAAAAACAAGGCCUAAAAAGGCAUUUUUUUCUGGUACGUCAGUGGAUAAACAAUACAUUUAAAUCAAAUUGUGCGCGGUACCACGCGCAUCAUCGAAAAUAUUUCUCCUUUUUGUCUAGUUUUGGGCUGCCCGCGGUUUUUUCCAAAGGGUCCUAAACAAUCUCGACUCAGAGCUCUUCUCAAAACGAGCACGGUGACCCCUACUUUUAAUUACUUUUUUGUCAUCUUAUUGACUUGGUUCAUCAGUGUACCAAGUUUUAUCUACAAUCUACGUUAGGUUCUUUCACUAAGGAAUCACCUUAAACAAGAGAGAAUGAGCUUCUCUCUUGCCUUAGCCAACUAUCUCCCAUCCACUCUGCAUUAAUGUCCAAUUUGCAUUUUUGUCAUUUUUAGUUUUGGUUAAUUUAAGACAACGGGGCAAAUGCUGAUCUAAAUCUAUAUCGGCUUUAAACAAGUACUAGGCCUAUUUCACCGAUUAAAGUCGCUGAUAACUCCAUGGGAUGAGCAAAAAAAAGUAGAGGUUUUUACUUUGGGGUAAAUGAAUCUUGCAACCGGUUUAUAGAGAUAUCCUUUGUUUAAUAAUUUUCAGAUCUUUUGUACCUUAAUCGACAGUGUAUCAUCCUCUUAAGUGGCCUUGGGGUUUCGGAUGAUACAUUUAUAGCUCUGCAAGACAAAAUGCUUCGCAGCCUUGCUCUGAUGUUACUUUUUGAAAUGGUGGCCUUGGACACCCUCCGUCACGUAAACAUCCCUGGUGGCAUAAAAGUGACAGCGUUGUCGCGUAGUGGCGUGAAGUUCACACGGGAACCGUUCUUUCGCUCUCUCCUAUUGGCGAUAUACAAGAGUCGACUGGGAGACUUGUUACGAAGAGCCCGGAUUGCCAUCCCAGAAACCCACGGGCGACUAUUAAUGGGCGUCAUAGAUGAAACGGGAUUUCUACAGUAUGGGCAGGUUUUUGUUCGUUACUCAAAGCUGGUCAGUGAGCCAGGAAAAGAAUUAACAACUCUAAAAGGCAGAGUUGUGAUAAGUAAAAACCCUUGCUUUCAUCCAGGUAAAAUUUAUUUUGAAGUUAAUUCUUACGAACAGCUUAUUCAAGGUCCUUUCCAUUAUGUUUCGAAAAACCAGAAUAUGAUUCACACGAGAACAUCGCAUGAGAGUCAAAGCCGCAAAAGUUAGAUCUGGCCGGCGAGACCAAUCAUCUUGAAAAUGAAAUGGGUUUAUUGCAUGCGGGUUUUCGCUAAGAGGGCUGCUGGGCAUAGUAUUUGAGAACAGACUAAUCUGGUCAAACAGAUCUGUUUAAGAGCGGAAUUCUCUUAGUUCACAAAUGGGAAGGUCUGGCCUGCCAGUUCUGAGUUAUGCCAAUCCCUUAUUUCCAUUUUUUUUGGUUCUACAGUGAAGUAAUACAGCAAGUCGAACUGUCGAACUUGCGCUUGAGUGAUUAUUGCUAAUAAAAGUUUGACAUUUAGGUAAACUCUACACGAGACUGCCAUUCAAAAAUAGAAGUUUCAGUGGUAAGCUGUCUGUAAGCAAUUCUUCUACGAGAGGAUUUGCACAAGACCAAGAAAGUAUUAUAAGACAGGGAGGGCGAUUUCCGGCCCCUUUGCUUGGAAAUGUGAAAAGUUAUUGGCGGAUUGGGAAUAAUUGGUCAACAAUUAGCAGAAAAGUAUGAAAAAUUUAGCUACGACUUCACUCUUUUGGUCCUAUUAAUUUUCUCCUUCUCAAGGCCAGGAUCCGGAUCCCCAGUACGUUAUACACAACUGUAAAACAAAAAUAGUAAAAGUACUUAAACUGAAAUGGACUAAUUUGUAGUUAUACUGGAUACAAUCAAGCCUUUGAGUUAAAGCCAGGUUGGAGUGACUUUGUUUAAGAUAGAACGCUCUGUGCCAUUCCUUUGAAUAAGAACAUGAUUUGCAUAUUAGUUGUAGGGUUUCUAUGAAAUGUAGGUCAUCUUCAGUCUGGCUUCAAUGAAUGGAAGACUAAGACACCAAUACGUUUUACUUAUUUACUUAAAACACAGCCUUUUUUGGACGUUUUCUUCUCUGUGCUAUAUUUCACCCAUUUCUCUUUUGAAUCCAACGUUACUGCUACAGUCAUAUGCAACAAUCAGUGUAAUCAUUCCAUUUUGUCUUGUUUGCUUGUUAUUUUUUUUUUUUUGCUUCUNAGUUUGUAUCUGAUUACAUAAAAAAUGAUCAACUUGGGAUCAUUGCGAACGCACAUUUGGUUCACGCUGAUCAUGAUGACGAAGGUAAGUAAAAAACCUCAGUGAAAGGGUUAAGCAGUAUGCGGUUAAUUGCAGCGUAAAGUAAACGAUCACCCUAAAAACUAUCCAAUACUCUAUCUAUCUAUCUAUCUAUCUAUCUAUCUAUCUAUCUAUCUAUCUAUUUAUCUAUCUAUCUAUCUAUCUAUCUGUCUGUCUGUCUGUCUGUCUGUCUGUCUGUCUGUCUAUCUAUCUAUCUAUCUACUCAUUGCUAUUAUUAACUUAUUUCCUCUUCCCUCAUCAAGGAAUAUUUUCCAGUGAGUGUAUCAAGUUGGCUCAUAUGCACUCUGACGCAGUAGAUUUUCCAAAGACAGGCAAGUGUCCAUCACUUCCCCGAGAACUAAGACCUGAUCAGUAUCCGGACUUUAUGAUGAAGGCCGGCAAACCGCGAUACAAGUAAGUGAAUCAACAUUUUGUAAAUAGGUUAUAUUUCGUUUAACGCCAUAUUUCAUAAGGUUGUAUAAAGCUAGUCUACCAAGCUAUACUAUCCCGUAGCAUGUCCUACUACAUCAUCCACUCUAAUGGCUUUAUCCUAAACGCCAUGGAUAAAAAGAAACUUACUGCCUCCGUCGUUUUAGACAUGAGCAAAGCUUUCGACAGUCUCAACCAUGAACUACUAAUAGAGAAACUACGGCAUAUAGGUUUAUCCAGCCAGGCGAUUUUACAAAUGUAUGGUUCCUGAGCUAUCUUUCAUCUAGAUAUCAAACAGUACGUAUCAAUAAAAGUUUUUUUGACUUUCUAACUGUGACGACUUAAGUACCACAAGGAUCCAUCUUGGGACCCCUGCUUUUCAGUGUAUAUGUUAAUGAUCUUCCUCAUCCAUUAAAGAAAUGUGAAGUAGACUCUUAUGUAGACGACACAAAAAUGUACUUGUUCUUUAAUAUUAAAAAUAAGGACACAUCGGUCACGGACCUGCAAUAAGAUUUAAUCUCGAUACGUAAUUGGGGUUUUAACAACUCACUCCUAAUUAACCCUGACAAGACUAAUCUGAUCGUCUUUAGAACAAAGCAGAUGCUAUCUCGUUUAGACGACUUCAAGUUAUCGCUUCUUGGCAAGGAGGUGACUCCAUGUGACUCCGUACGUGAUAUUGGAAUUUAUGUGGAUUCUCAGUUGUCCUAUGACGAACAUAUUUUAAAGACAGUGUCUUCCUGCGUAUCUCGUCUUUGUCAAAUAAAUAGGGUUAAACACGUAUUCGAUCAAAAGACACUCAAAUUUGAAAUUAAUACAUUAGUUUUCAGCAGGUUAUUUUAUUAUUAUUCUGUUUGGUCUAAUACUGCCAAGAAGAAUGUAAAUAAAUCACAAUUAGUACAAAUUUUUGCAGCGCGUAUAUCGUUGUGUAAGUACGGUCAUGUAACACCUAUACUUAAAUCGUGAAAUUAGUUACCCGUCAAAGACCAAUGAUACUUUAGAGAUGCUGGAUUAGUUUUUAAAUAAAUGUCGGGACUAGUGAUCAAUAAAUAACACGUAGUAUUGUAAGUAACCGGAAAACAAAAAAUUCGCUUAUGCUAUUCUAUGCUAUUUAUUUCUGGGCAGAAAACAUUCCACUAUAGGAUAGUCAACAUUUGGAAUAAUUUAGACAACAAUAUUAAGUUAAUCAUUGAUGUUUAUAGUUUUAGGAAUAAGCUUAGAGGGACGCUUUUAAACAAAUUUAAGAGGGAGAGUUAUGAACGUGCGACGGAAUGAUUAUGAUAAUGAUUAAUGAUUUCAAUUCCGAGUAACUGUUAAGGGGGUUGGGUUUAAGAGGGAGAAUUGUUAUAUAUAUGGGAGGGAAUGAUAUUUUAAAUAAUUUGUGAUUUUUAAAUAACAUGCAUGUACUGUCAAUCUUUUUACUUUAUUGUAUGUUUGAAUUCGACCUUUAUUUUUGUAGUUGACGCUGAAAAGGCCCAAAGGGGAAGUGUUCAAUAAAGCAUGUAUAUGCAUGUAUACACUGAAAAAGCGUAUUUUAUCUGGGUUUAUUUGAUUUUUUUUUUACUUAAUUAUCCCCUACCAUUAUUAGGCUUUUCAGGGAUCGAUACUGAAAAAAAAAAAAAAAAUUCCGAUGGAACAAACCGGUACUAGUUGAUUAUUUACAAGCGUGACUGAGGAAUUGAACUCGGCAGCGGACAGACAGGCACUAACGGAGUACAAGAUAGUCCAGCGCUCUAACUGCUCAGCCAAGCUGCCUUCUGGUUUAUCUUCUGUUCAUUUAUGAAGUCAAAACCUAGUUGGAAAAAUUACAUGUAAUCUUUCAUGUUUCGACAAGAUCAAAAUAUAGAAAAUUUGCUCUAAGCUUGUUUUCUUGGGAAUAUUUUUUGUUGUUGUCAUUUGUUAUGUCAUGUCAUGAGUUUGUUUUGUUCUUGUUUCAGUUCUCAAAGAAUACUGGGAAAGCUUUUUCGUAAAUGUCAAUCCCUCGAUCGUGCCCAGCGCUUCUCGGUUGACGCGUCUCAGUCCAAGAUCACACCUGAUGAGGACAUGAUCGUGUCAGGGUACGAGGAGUACCUUGAAGAAGCCAGAACUUUCCGAAAUCUCUACAACACAAAGUUGGAAGGUCUUAUGUCCUUGUAUGGCUUGAAAAAUGAAGGAGAAGUGAUUACAGGGUGCCUCGUUAAAGUCAAUACUCGACUUUCUGCCAAAACAGAUGAGAAGUUUGAAGUGGCUCAGAUGAUACUAGCAAGUCUUGCUACUCUUCGUGCCAACACUCGGCGCGAUUUCUAUGAUGAAUUUGGAGGUGAAGAAGCUGUAAUGGAGGAGUUUGAGGACAACGGCAAAUUUAGCAAUGACGUUAUGAAGAAGGCGUCAGCGUGGUACAUGGUAACGUACGGAGAGGAGGACGAGGAAGAAGCCACAAACACUGACGUUAAGGCAUCGACCAGUGAUAUCAGAGGAAAUCAUCAAACCAGCGAACAAAGAAAUAAGGUCACGUUAAUCAGCUUCCCUUGGAUCGUGGACCGAAUCCUGGCUAAGAUCAAGGACACCAAGCAGAAAGAAAGAAAAGCUAAAGGCAUCCAACAGCAGCAUACACUAAAUGCAGUCAGUGACCUUGUCACGGACCAAGCAGCUUACUUUUUUGACGGUUUGAAAUCAAAUGUGUCAGACGACCGAAACAUGCGAAUUGAGGAGAAAGACAAAUUGCAAAGGAUGCUAAACCAGGCUUUGGCGGGAGGACCCGUGCCACGAAUUUCCUUGUGCGGCGAGUCUCUGACGAGUAUCUCUUCAGGAGACGAUCGACAAGACCAGCAGCACAUUGAAAUCUAUUUACACGGUCGUGGGUGGAACGCCACGAGGGAAGAACAGUUUAACUACCUACGGAGUUUAGAGAGAGCACUAAAGCGACACGGUGACGCACAUCUACAACAGGGAUACCCUCCCAUGUUACGUUUUCAACGGUCACAAGGUAAGAACGUUUUCUAAAUCAUGGCGUUGUUAUUGAGUAUUCUUUACUACACUUGUCUGUAACAGACAGCUGACCAAAUUAAUAGGCGUCGACACAGCAAGGAGGUGACGCCAAUGAGAAAGAAGCCCGGCAUUUCUUUCAUUUUCGACUCACGCCACUCUCCGAUCGAACUACUUCGUAAAACUUUUAAAAUAGUUUUUGUGAAAGGGACAAAAAGGGAUAAAAAAAAUUCAAUUCCUUCUUGUCCUUUGGGCAGGCAGUUGUCACAUUUUGCAUGCCCGCGGUCACUUCGUCCGUCUCCAAGCCCUACCAGAACAAACAAACGGAAUGUAAUAAAAUUAAAUGAAAGCUUAUUUUUCUUUGCGCAGGUUUAUUAAGGCAGCAAUAUUUAAUCACCAUGGACACAAACAGAAUGUUGAAAAGUGCGUACAUCGCUCUUCAUGUUCAGCGGUGUCCUCGUCUUUUCCAUCUUCUCUUGGUCGUCAUGCACUGGGGCCGCCGCCGACGCCUCAAUGGCAGCUCCAGAGGUUGCUUCCUGUCAGAUGAGAGUUUAGCCACCCUCUUUAUCACCUUCUGUGAAAAAUCUGGAUUUAUCAAUGAGGUACAAUUUGCUGUGUAAGAUCCUUGAAAGAGCGCUAAGUCGUCCUACACUUUUUCGUGACAUUUCUGGUAAAGAUUACCAAGCCUUCCCAACAACAAAAUAUCACUAAUCAUGACAAUUGCUAAACUAUCUAGUUAAGUCUGUCUGCGAGCCAACGCCGAAAUCCUUCUUCUGAGCCGUACGCGCCAUGAUUAGCAUGUUAAAAAACCAUUGUUGAUGAUUUGAAGUGAAAUUCGAAACGCACUUCCAGUAAUUCGUUGAGAGAUCUCCAGACGCUUCUAAGCAGACGUUGCCAGCCGGGGCUAUGGGCUGUUUAUAUGAUACCGGAAUGACUUUCAUUCCGGAAUGAGUUCCGUUCCAGAGUGAAGUUCGUACUGCAUUCACACGUUAAAAUCGAACGGCUCAGCCUAAGGCGUUCUGGUUCGCUUGGUUUUCGCGCCAAAUCAGAUACCCAUUCGCCACUCGCCCCAGACUACAAGAUUUGCGAUUUUCAAUUUCGGAACGAAGUUUUACCAGAAUGAAAUUUCGUACCAAUACGAGAAUUUCAUUCGGAAUGAAAACAGGAGUGAACUCAUUUCGGAACGACUUGUACGGGAACAAAUGUUCGUCUCGGUAUCAUGUUAACACUAUGCAAAUAAAUACAUGGAGAUGGAAUGAACUCAUCCGGGAAUGGAAGUCAUUCCAGUAUGAUGUAAACAGUAGUCCCUUAGAUUAUAUCUGCGAGUCGGUCUUAAUGAUUGUUUCAUGCAUAAGUGCUGAUCAUAAAUAGGCCUUAUUCUUCAUCUGCCUCCCACAUUUCACGUUGUAUUUGGAAUUUUGCUUGCAGCUUAAAAAAGACGAACUUCAGCCGUUCAUUUCUAGUCUUCUCGAAUCGUCCACACAAACUGCAACCGAAAAUCUGUGGAACGCUGAGGUACUCGGGGAAGGUGAUCUUGGACAGCUGAAGGGCUUUAAAGAUGACGUAACUCCAGGUGACGCAUUGAUUAAGUUCUUUGAACAUUACAGCACGUUGGCCGACGAUGACCGCCUUCAUAUACGUCACAUUAAGAAUCCAGUGACAGGCAGCGAGGAAAUUUGCCCAAACGUGUCACAAGAAGAAAGCGGUCGCUUCUCUGACGCAGCCCUCCAUGCCUUUCACGAGCUGGCGCAGUGUUGUGGUCUGGAUAGUCUAACUGCGUCAAAUAACACAGAGAGUACUCGAGAGCUCAAAGAAACGCUACAGAUGCCAAACACAACCUGGGGCGCACUUCGAUUUGCUGAAGCCUUUGUUCAAAUAAAAUUGUCUAGGAGGACGUCAUCGCUAAUAACAAUUCGGCCUGGUAAUGAUUCUUAUUGAAUUGUUUGUUUGUUUAUUUGUCUGAGUUUUUGAUAGGGAAUGAAUGGGGAAGGAGAGGGGGAUACUCUACACUUAAGUUUCGAUAUUCUACUUCUCACAGGUAAGCUUUAUUAGAGAUAACUUCCUUUACUUCUAAUUUCACUUUAUCAAUCCAACACGAUCUGGUACACCCAAACAAAUUAACAGUCAUGAAUUGAGGUUAGUACGGAUCGCUGAAGAAAUCUUGCACCAUUUACAACUUUAAGUCAACGCAACAACGGAAUUAGAGCUGAAUACGAUAUCAAAACUGGUUGACAGAACAGAAAACACUAACGCGCCUUGAUUUCUACAUGCAGUUAUUUGCAUUUUUCUCGAUGCUUUGUUUCUGAAUCAAUUCAUUCAUUCACACGUUAGUAGGACCGAUUCAUUUCGUAAGUUUAAUUGCACGUUUGGGUGCAAUAAUCAUAUCUUUUCCUUCCUUUUUAGCGCAGAGAUCCGCUGGGUACAUCCUAGAGGCAACAGGGAAUUACCUCACCCUGCACGGUGUACAGAAUGAACUGGAGAAGCUGGAAACCACCUGUCAGUCAUACAUCUAUGACCACACCGUCAGUGGCGGGACGCGUUUCCUGUUUUUAAACCAAAGUAGUCAGGAACAGCGUGUAACCUUCAAGAAGUUAAAUAGAGACUUUGCAGUAAACACUGCUGAAAUGGCUUUACUAAAUUCUGGUGAGGACUUAGCUGCAAGAAAGUUCCAAAAUGCCAUUUCCUCUCAGUUGAGGGUUUACAAUCGCGAAUAUCUGCCCUAUGUUCAUGGUACUGACACGCUUAGCGUCAAAGCAGAGUUUGGAAGUAUUUACGUGGAAAACGUGCCCCCUGUUUCAUUAAUUUUAGGAAGCACUGCUGAAUCCGUCGAGAGUACUUUGAGUGAAAAUGCUGAUCCUAAGAACCAGUCAGCUCGGGGAAGACGCAAUACCCAGCUAAUGAGACAUAAGUUUGUGCCGUUCUCAGGAAGAGUUGCCGCAAGUUCGAUUGCUUUUCUCGAGAGACUUCCCCAAUCGUCCUCAGAAUCAUACACCGUGGGAAUAAAGGCCGGGAAGAAUCACACCCUCACCGUAAAUUACAAUGAAAAUUUGGAAUUCUGUGAUGUAGAAAUCCCUUCUAUCAACUGGGUCGUUGCCGAUGUCAAAGCCCCGCGCUCAAGCAACUCAAAGUCACGUGACAUCGACAUGCGCAUCACCAUCUGCUCCGAGCGUAAACUCGAUGAAGAGGACGAGAAACAGGAAAUUAUGGCGUCGGCUAAUUAUACCAGGUUCAAAUAUGCACUUAGAAGACCUGCAAAUGGCGGCAGUCAGCUUGAACUGGCACAUGAAUUGCAGAACAAGGUUAGUUUUGUCCGUCAUGAUAAAACGUCUACUUAUCGCGUCCCUGACAACAACUCGAUUUUCAUUCAAGUGAAAGAGGUCGAAAAGUAUGAGACCAAAGGACAGAGGUUACUUAACAACCCAAAGACCUUUAUUGAGGAGCAAAUACGGGGAUCCUUCAAUGGUAAAAAUGAAAAUGAAGCAAUGAAUGUUGCAAACGAAGUUUGGGAAGCGGCUAAAAAGCUCAGACAGCACAUAUCGAUUUUAAAUUAA